Molecule: messenger RNA, 1957 nt
Organism: Photinus pyralis (common eastern firefly)
Lineage: Eukaryota; Metazoa; Arthropoda; Insecta; Coleoptera; Lampyridae
Product: carboxypeptidase D-like
Exons: 8
Coding region: 230-1756 (508 amino acids)
Biological process (GO): proteolysis
Cellular component (GO): cell surface
Molecular function (GO): metallocarboxypeptidase activity; zinc ion binding
Source: RefSeq, a predicted model, not a curated record
UGGAUACCUUACUGAUAAAAGAUUGGUAUAAACAUGUAACGUUUUUCUUAUUUUUAUAAAUAAGUUUAUUGUGUUGGAUGGGGCGAAAAGCAAGGCUGUCCUUCGGUUUUCUGUUUUCAUCGUUUCGUAGAAGGGGAAGCUCCCAACAGGAGCCAAGCGCGAAAGCUCAUUCAUACAGCGAAAAGCUUUCGUAGUAACUUGUUGUUCGGCAUUGGUGCCUGGUGUGAAAAUGCGAAUCUAUUUGUGCGCCUUUAUAACUGUAUUUACACUAAACGGGCUUUUUACCUUGGAUUUCAGUUAUCAUAAAUACGAGGAAUUGACGAACAUUUUAAAAAAAUUCUCCCAAUCAUAUCCCAAACUCUCUCCAUCGCUGAAAUCCAUUGGUAACUCCAAAGAAGGAAGAAGACUUUGGGUGCUUGAACUAACCGCUGUAAAUAGAUCAGCGGUAGGUGUUCCAAAUGUGAAACUAAUUGGAAAUAUACACGGAAAUGAGGCCGUUGGAAGAGAACUUUUGUUGCAUUUAAUUGAGUACUUGGGGGAGAAUUACGAAUCCGAUCCAACGGUGACGUGGAUUAUGAAAAAUACCAGAAUUUACAUAUUACCAAGCAUGAAUCCCGAUGGAUUUGAAAAGGCGAGUGAAGGCAUGUGCGUCGGCGAACAUGGGAGAUGUAAUGUGCGAAAUAUGGAUCUGAACAGGAAUUUUCCCGAUUUUUACGUCGAAAAUAUGUAUCCAACGCAGCCGGAGUCCGACGCAAUUCAGCGAUGGAUGGAUAAAAUUCCGUUCAUCUUGUCGGCUAGCCUGCAUGGUGGUGCGCUGGUGGCCAAUUAUCCUUUUGAUACCGUCAAGGAGUUGAAAUGGGAGAAAUUGUUGCGGGAAUUAUCUGAGACAGAUGAUCCACUGGAGCAAGAAAGAUUAAGAUACCUUUACAUAGCGUCAUUGCCCACGAAUCCGCCAUCCAUUUCGGCCGAUGACGACGUCUUCGUAGACUUGGCGAAAGUUUACGCGAAUCGACAUCCCAAGAUGCAUUUGGGCUUAGCCUGUCCCGAUGGUGGGAAAAACUUCACGGGGGGAAUCACCAAUGGAGCCGCGUGGUACCCAUUUCAAGGCGGAAUGCAAGAUUUUAAUUAUUUCAAACAUGGAUGCAUGGAGUUGACUUUGGAAAUAUCGUGCUGCAAAUAUCCAUCUGCCAAAGAGUUGCCUCACUUAUGGGAAGAUAAUAGAGAAGCGCUGAUAGAAUACAUAACACAAGCACACCGAGGAGUACGUGGCACUAUUUACGAUAGCCGAAACCAAAAACCGAUAGCAAAGGCACGUUUGAAAGUUAUCGGAAGGGAAAUGACGUUUAAUUCAUCAAAACUGGGAGAAUUCUGGAGAAUCUUGUUACCGGGGAAGUACAGACUGGAGAUCACCGCCACCGGCUAUCACUCCAACAUUGUGCCGUUCGAAGUUAUUGAUCACAAAAACGCUCUUCCACAACCAACCGUCCUAUCCAUUCCAUUGUACCAUUCUUCGCUACCGAAACCGACGCCUCCACCUACAAAACCGACAACCCUGUUUCCUCCGCACUUUUUCACGUCGACGCAUCCCCUCUUGCCCGCGCAAGAUAUAAAAAAUUACAGCAAGGACAUUCGAAGUCAAAAUAUUUACGAUGAUCCCGUAACGCUUCCAAGGCGAAACAGUAUUAAUUCAGUCAGUAUGACUAUUGCGAAUGCAUGGGUGAUAUACACCCUUGUUAUACUAAUGGUUAUGUCUUGAUAUUAUUAACGUCUAAGUAAGCCUGUAAAUUUCGUGUACAUAGCAAUGUAAAUAUUUUUUUCAAUCCAAAGAUUUUAGCACUAAGUCUAUGUAAGUGAUUAAGCCUGUGUCGUUAGGUAUAAGUAUGUAACUGACGUAUAAUUUGCCAGUUUUUCUAAUUUGUAUGACUUGUGAUGUGAUUAUUAGACUAAUUAGUACCUA